Molecule: messenger RNA, 1455 nt
Organism: Toxorhynchites rutilus septentrionalis
Lineage: Eukaryota; Metazoa; Arthropoda; Insecta; Diptera; Culicidae
Product: cilia- and flagella-associated protein 276
Exons: 2
Coding region: 148-672 (174 amino acids)
Source: RefSeq, a predicted model, not a curated record
GGAUUGAAACUGACAGGAGGUGAUGAAAUCGAUCAAACAGUUGGAAAUUUUUACAGUAGAAUUUCGCGCUACUGUUUGUCGGUUCAUCUCCGAAUAAAAUAUAACAAUUUUCGAAAAAAAAGAAAACGUUUUCAUUUUGAAAGAAACAUGUGGAAAUCCUGCAGCUCCAUCAAACGAGAGCGGAACGAGGAUCACAUUCCGAAUAUCGGGUGUGAGGGAUGCUACUUGAAGGAACUGCCAGCACCACCAGAUUCACAUCCCUGCAUGCAUUGGUCUGCUGGAUUGAGCCCGAAUGAACGGGUAUUUUAUCAUCAGACACUGAGUUCGGCACGUCGCGCUGCGAAGUUUGUGGUAUUGGGUCCGGUACCACGUGAUUCGCUUGAUGUUAAUCUUGCCUCAAAGUAUAACCAUUCGGAGGAACUAUUUCGGGAUAAAAAUGACGUCGUCAUCCAGGAGGAAACAUUGGGUCAAGAUACAUUCCGCCGACUACGCAACACACGGGAUUUGAGUCCGGAGAAGAUAAUUCCACUGAAGCAUCCACUGCAGAUGGGAGGACUUCACGAGAAAGCAUCACCAAACAGCGUCAAGCUUAUGAACACAGGUCCACAUACUCCUUUAACGAAUCCGGGAUAUUCGCGUCAGACCGGAGACGGAAACUUUUUCAACUAUUGAAGCAGUUGUCGAACAAGUAAAGAAUUUCGGAUGGAUUAAAUUGACUGUUUAGAGACGCUUAACCUUGAUUUGUUUUUAUUUCAAUCAUCCAUACACUAUACGAUAAUCGGGCUUCCAUGUAUAUGUUUUAAGAUAUUGUUGCAAACUAAAUAUGUAUAGUUCGCUUCAAGCAGUUGUUGAAAGAAUAGCUUCGUUUGGGUUUGCUCACUUACCAUUAGGUUUCAAAUAAACUUGGUUAGAGCGUGGAUAUUUUUUUUGUAUGAAGAGUGGAUUUCCAAGAUUUUGUUGUCUUCCGCUGGCCUUCGCAAUGGUUUGCAUGUCGACGAUUGGGUGUGUUGAAAAUGUUGGGCUUUUAUCUGGAAAUAUAAAACUAGUCUAUGUAUGGAACUGAUUUUCAACAGGAACUGCAACUUAACAGUAGUUAUGCGUAACCUAGAAAGAGAAAUAUAUCGGCCGUAGGUAACGGAACAGGAUACUCGCGAACACGCCGUCUUGUCACGAACGGCUUCGGGAAACGCACCAUAAUUCUGCAAUAUGUGUGAAUCACCUGCUUGUUCAUACGUGAUUACUCCCAGGUGCCCUCUGCUACUAACAUUCCCAACUUUAAAUCUCCUUCUCGCUUUCACAUUUUCCAUCUACCUUCGCCGAUUUGCUUACAACAUAAGCAGUUCGGCUCAGCUUCAUAUCAAGUGCUCUCUCUUUCUCUGCUCGCGUGUUUUUUUUGUUUUAUCAGCAUCGUCAUCGGUACAGACAUGCAAAAAUACUUGGAGCAAAUAAAUAGAA